Molecule: messenger RNA, 4721 nt
Organism: Salmo salar (Atlantic salmon)
Lineage: Eukaryota; Metazoa; Chordata; Actinopteri; Salmoniformes; Salmonidae
Gene: smarcd2
Product: SWI/SNF related BAF chromatin remodeling complex subunit D2
Source: RefSeq, a predicted model, not a curated record
UUCAGCCAAUCUGGCAACAACUAGCUAGUAGGAGGCGGCACUGGCAGUUGACACGGCGCACACACUUCUAUCUUCAGACAUUGGACAGACUCUUCAACAUGCUCUUGUGACCAUUAAUAUAAAUUGGCCUGACAAAUUCAACUAUUUGGGGAGGGGAUGAUACAAAUAUACCACUUUGUAGGAAGGAGUAAAGCGACCGUCGGUCAUCACUCGCAAAUAAACACCCCGGAACUGGUUAGCUAGCUAACGUUAGUAACGUUACGCUCAGUUGGCUAGCUUUUUAUUGGCAAUGUUUACUAGCUAUACAACUGUCAACACGCGUGGAGAAUAAACGUUUGGCCUGUGUACUAUCAGCAAGACAGCUUGUUCUCAACACCGAAAACUUCACGGCGACCUACCACCACUUGUAGCUCCGAAAAUGGCUUCAAGAGGGGGCUUUCCGGCUACUCAGAUAAACCCCAGUGUUAACCCCAUGAACGCUGGACAUGCAGGCGGUGGAAUGAGGAUGCCAGGAAUCCAACAGAAUUCGGGUUUCCGAGCCAUGAAUGCCACUCCUCAGUACCAUCAGCACCCUGGUAUGCCACCCAACAGGGGGAUCUCGAUGGGGCCAAUUGGGGGCCCUGGACCCUCUUAUGGGGGCGGGAACAUGCCCUUACGCAUAGGAAUGGGGCAAUCAGCCAUGGACGCCUCCCGAAAGCGAUUCCUUCAACAACAACCGCAAGGGGGGCUGGGAGGCCCAAGGCGUGGCAAAAGGCGCAGGAUGGCCGACAAGGUUCUACCACAGAGGAUCCGAGACCUGGUUCCAGAGUCUGAGGCCUAUAUGGACCUGCUGGCCUUUGAGAGGAAGUUGGACCAGACCAUCGCCCGCAAACGCAUGGAGAUCCAGGAAGCCAUCAAAAAGCCCAUUACGCAAAAGCGCAAGUUGAGGAUCUACAUAUCCAACACCUACACACCCGGCAAGCCAGAAGGCGAGGAGGCAGAAAAAGUGUCAUCCUGGGAACUAAGGGUGGAGGGGAAACUCCUUGAGGAUCCUGGGAAACAGAAGAGGAAGUUUUCGUCUUUCUUUAAGAGUCUGGUCAUUGAGCUCGACAAGGAACUGUAUGGACCUGAUAACCACUUGGUAGAGUGGCACAGGAUGCCCACCACCCAGGAGACAGACGGCUUCCAGGUGAAAAGACCAGGGGACGUGAGCGUGAAAUGCACCCUGCUCCUAAUGCUGGACCACCAGCCCCCACAGUACAAGCUGGACCCAAGACUGGCCCGGCUACUAGGUGUACACACCCAGACACGGGCUAGCAUCAUGCAGGCGCUGUGGCUCUACAUCAAGAACAACAAGCUGCAGGACAGCCACGAGAAGGAGUACAUCAACUGCAACCGCUACUUCAGACAGAUUUUAGGCUGCACACGUAUGCGGUUCUCUGAGAUUCCCAUGAAGCUGGCUGGCCUGCUGCAGCAUCCUGACCCCAUCAUCAUCAAUCACAUGAUCAGCGUGGACCCGAAUGACCAGAAGAAGACGGCGUGCUACGACAUUGACGUGGAGGUGGACGAUCCUCUGAAGGCCCAGAUGAAUAGUUUCCUGUCCUCAACUACCAAUCAACAGGAGAUCGCCGCCCUGGAGAUGAAGAUCCACGAGACCAUUGAGUCUAUCAACCAGCUGAAGACCCAGCGAGACUUCAUGUUGAGCUUCAGCAACAACCCGCAGGACUUCAUCCAGGACUGGCUCAAGUCCCAGAGUCGAGACCUCAAGUUGAUGACAGACGUGGCAGGUAACCCAGAGGAGGAGAGGAGGACUGAGUUUUACCAGGCCCCCUGGGUACCAGAAGCUGUGGGCCGAUACGUCUACUCUAAGGUGCAGCAGAGAAGACAGGAGUUGGAGCAGGUGCUGGGAAUUCGACUCACCUGAGUCCUUAUGGAGCGUAGCUCCCCAAUCCACUAAAACAAAGCAAGGCAAAUUUUAAGAUUGUCUUAAACUCCCAGUUUUACAUUAAUCAUAUCCAAAACACAACCACCGAACUGGAAUCAGCUUCCAUCAAUUCGCAUUGCCUUUUUCAACCACUUUGUAAUAGCAUAUGUUUAUAUAUAUUAUUCUAUAACUAUUGGAACUAAUGUGGUCUUUCAAUCACAAAGCCUUAUGGGAAUGGUUUGGUGCCAUGGUUUCAGCAGGGUAAAGGCUUUUGAGUACUUGGCUGGUAUCUGUUAGUAGCAUUUGUUUUUUUAAGUAAUUACUUUGAGACCAAAGUAAUUAUUUCCAUGGUCUUGCUUAUAGUCUCGUCUUUCUCCACAUUACGAGGGAUACUGUUUGACUGCCAGCUGAUUCAAAUAUUUGCCUUAUAAUAUUGCAAGAUGUACAAAUGAGUUUGUAGCUUUUUUCCCACAUUUGCUUAUGAUGUCUUAACUUGAGUCAAAACAACUUGACAGUACCAAUGCUUAUGUGCCAUUUUUUUAAAAGUGUUUUUACACUAGUUUUUCAAAGCUAUGGAGAUGAUUAGUUAGGGGAAAGUACCUAAAGCCUAGUAGCCUUUACACAAACAACGCUUGUUAGAAAUACAGAAUAAUAUCCUACUAUCCAUGUUUGGACAGGACACUCAGGAAAUCGUAGUGCUGGUAAAUCAUGGUUAGGGGCUGUUCUAUUCGUUAGGAAAGGAGCCCACUUUGUCCAGCUGUUGCAGUCAAUUUGGAUUUGUGUUUCUCUGUUUACAUGCUGUUUUGAUUGGUUGUUAGGGUAUUUCACUGUCUGAAUUCCAAGGGGGGGAAGAUUGGCAGUUUGGGUGGGUGCAAGGGGGUCUCCCUAAAAGGAAUUAAAGGGUUACUUUGGGAUUUUGGCAAUGAAGCCCUUGACUUCCCCAGAGUCAGAUGAACUCAUUGAUACCGUUUGUCUCUGCAUCCAGUAUAAGGAAGUUAGAGGUACUAUUGCGAGCCAGUGAUAACUAGCGUUAGCGCAGUGACUGGAAGUCUAUGGUAUCUACUAGGGAAGUAGAUAAAGGGCUUCAUUGCCAAAAUCAUGACGUAUCCAUUGAACUUAAUUUAGGAAGUCUGAAACUGUUAUUUUAAUUAAUAGGAAUCCAAACCAUAGUAGUACUUCACAAUGUGCAUAUGGUUGUCCUGUAUUUUCAUGUAAGUCUUAAAGGGAUAAUCCACCACAAAUUCCUAUGAUUAACAGUUAAAUAACACUAUGUGAAGAAAAAUAAUGGCAGUCAAUAUCAGCAUGUGAAGUAGCUAGCUAGCUGUAAAAUCACCUAGAGAAACUGCACUGUCAAUUUAGGAGUCUUGCACAGAGUUAACUUGCAGUUCGUCUCUGCCCAGAGCUUCAUACAUUCAUUGGCCCACAGCAAGUGCAGAUUAUGUUGCUAUGGCAACUAUGGCCCUUUCCCACAGACACACAGAGUGCAUUGCGAUAUGGUACUUGAAGGAGAAACUGGGUUGAAUAAUUUGGUACACUGUUUAGAUUGAGCACAUCUAAGCAAAAUAUGUACUUUGUGAUGACAGUAUAAAUGGAUGGAUGUGUUUCUGGAGAAGUAUGCCCAUACCAUCUAUUGGCAGAUUUGGCGAUCUGGAGUGCAGGUAAUUGUUUUAAAAGUGCUAUUAAAUGUAAUGGGGGAAACACUAUCUCCAGUGACAAGAACCAUGUAGCUAUGAUGCGUUCCUACAUGAUUUUCACAGACUGACCACUUAGAAGUUAAAUCAUGGGGCAAUUUUUAUUUUACCCACUGAUAGAACAGGCUUAUCCCAAAUUGACAGGUUUUACAUGACUUUAGUUUCUGGGGUUGGAUUAUCCCUUUAAUCUAUACUGAACAAACAUGUAAACACAACAUGCAAUAAUUUCAAAGAUUUUAUUGAGUUACAGUUCAUAUAAGGAAAUUAGUAAAUUGAAAAAAAUUUAUUAGGCCCUAAUCUAUGGAUUUCACAUGACUGGGCAGGGGUGCAACCAUGGGUGGUUCUGGGAAGGCAUAGGCCCACCCACUGGGGAGCCAGGCCCAGCCAAUCAGAAUUAGUUUUUCCCCACAAAAGGGCUUUAUUACAGAUGAUCCUGCAGAUGAUGAAGCUGGAUGUGGCGGUCCUGGGCUGGCGUGGUUCUCGUGGUUGUGAGGCCGGUUGGAUGUACUGCCAAAUGAUCUAUAUAAAAAAAAACAUUACAUUCCUGCACUCAGCACGCUCCCUCAACUUGAGACAUCUGUGGCAUUGUGUGACAAACUGCACAUUUUUAAAGUGGUGUUUUAUUGUACCCUGCACAAGGUGCACCUGUGUGAUGAUCAUGCUGUUUAAUCAGCUUCUUGAUUUGCCACACCUGUCAGAUGGAUGGAUUAUCUUGGCAAAGGAAAAAUGCUCACUAUCCGGGACGUGCACAAACUGAGAGAAAUCAGCUUUUUGUGUGUGUACAGAACUUUUUUUUUUUCAAGCUCAUGAAACACUUGCUGUGUUUUUUUUUUAAUUAUUUUUGUUCGGUGUAGCUUGAAUGUUUUAUAUGCAGGUUUUUACUUUAGGAAAAUGUCUAAAUGCCUAUGAACGUUCCAAAAAUCCGAUUUUUGUCAGUGCCAAAAUUGUUCUUGUGAAAGAGAGCAGUUGUGUUUCAAGGAAUCUCACUGCUGUGCCUGUUCCGCUUCAUUUUCUAUGACAUCUUUGUAGAAGUUUGCAUGUUUUCUAUCCACAAUUGAAAGCUUUUAUACAAUUAUACUCGGGGGUGCCUUUUGGAAUAUUUCGUAAAAUAAAUAUACUUGAAGAAA